Molecule: messenger RNA, 912 nt
Organism: Podarcis raffonei (Aeolian wall lizard)
Lineage: Eukaryota; Metazoa; Chordata; Lepidosauria; Squamata; Lacertidae
Gene: GUK1
Product: guanylate kinase 1
Exons: 8
Coding region: 244-762 (172 amino acids)
Biological process (GO): purine nucleotide metabolic process
Cellular component (GO): cytosol
Molecular function (GO): GMP kinase activity
Source: RefSeq, a predicted model, not a curated record
GUAAGCGAGCUCCGAGUAAAGGGGCGGGGUUUGUUCUCGGCGGCGGCGGCAGGGCCCGGCCCUGCCCCGGCCCGCCCUCCUUGAGUCACCAUUCGGUGGAAAGGGCUCCGCUCGCUCUCCCCAUGCGCUGGCGGCGCUUUCUCUGCCGCGCGCUGUCAGUUAUGACGGGACCAAGGCCAGUUGUCCUGAGUGGGCCGUCCGGUGCGGGGAAAAGCACUCUGCUGAAGAAACUCCUGAAAGAUUAUGAGAACGUCUUUGGCUUCAGCGUCUCCCGUGAAUACCACAAGGCAACCAAGACCCGGAGAAAUGAACGGAAAAGAUUACCAUUUUGUGACCAGGGAAGAGAUGCAGAAGCAAAUUGACGCUGGAGGAUUCAUUGAAAAUGCAGAAUUUUCUGGGAACAUGUACGGAACAAGCAAAGCCGCUAUUCAGGCUGUGCAAGCGCAGAACCAGAUCUGCAUUUUGGACAUAGACAUGCAGGGUGUGAAGAACAUCAAGAAAACUGACCUUAAUCCCAUCUACAUCUCUGUCCAAGCCCCGUCCAUAGAAGUCUUGGAAAAACGGUUACGGGACAGACAGACAGAAACGGAGGAUAGUUUACAGAAGCGGCUGAACGCAGCUCGCAUCGACAUGGAACUUAGUAAGGAGCCUGGGCUUUUCGACUUGAUCAUCAUUAACAAUGAUUUAGAAGAAGCAUAUACCGAGCUGAAAAAUAUUCUUACGGAGGAAAUCCAGAAGGUGCAGGGAUCCAAGAAAUCAUGAAUAGCCGCUGGAACCUUUGCAGUCCAUUCCCGAUGUCUUUUUGCUGCUUGUUCUUCUGUGUUAGAAACAGACACACACACAUUCCCUUUUAGCCUGAUAAUGGAAUUCUUUUAGGGCACUUUCUAUUAAAGAAGAAAAUAUCAAACCCAA